Messenger RNA from Prosopis cineraria, 2237 nucleotides. RefSeq lists its product as uncharacterized. Bases 50 to 2041 code for a protein of 663 amino acids. The record is from RefSeq and is a predicted model, not a curated record. NCBI's taxonomy places the organism in Eukaryota, Viridiplantae, Streptophyta, Magnoliopsida, Fabales, Fabaceae. The transcript is spliced from 5 exons.
UUAAAAGUGAAAUCCUUCUCUGUUCGCCUCAUCCAUCUUCAUCUUGUACAUGUUUCAUUUCAUAAGGAAUUCUUUAUACCCCAUUAUUUGGGUUAUGGAACUAGAGCGGAAUUUUUGGGCAGAUAAUCACUUGCUGAGGAGAGAGCCCUACUUAGCUGGAAGUGAGAACGAGGAUGAUAUUGCUACUCAGGCUAGCAUUUUGUCCGAAAGCAGCAUAUCAGAAGAAUCUGAUGAUUUUUGCAAUCAUUCGGAGUCAUUUAAGAUGUUGGUAGAGAUGGGUCUGCCUCUUAAUGAUUCUGUGGUCGCAAAACUGGCAUGGCUUCGAUCUCAGAUCAUUGGCCACGAUGCAGAGUUUGAUUCUCCUUUCGGAAGACGGCGAAUUCUCUAUGCUGAUCAUACUGCUUCAGGUCGUAGCCUUCAUCACAGUGAAAAUUUCAUCAUCCAUCAUCUCCUUCCCUUUUAUGGCAAUACUCAUACAUGCGACAGCUAUGUCGGAAGUCGGACGACAAAAAUGGUGCACGAAGCAACCGAUUACAUCAAGACAUGCUUAGGGGGUGGACCAGACGAUGCACUCAUAUUUUGUGGCUCCGGCGCUACGGCGGCCAUCAAAAGGCUCCAAGAAGUAAUGGGCGUCGCUGUACCUUCGAUCCUGAGGGACAAGGUUCUGAAAAUCUUGAGCCCAGAAGAAAGAUGGGUCGUCUUCGUUGGACCUCACGAGCACCAUUCCAACCUCCUCUCAUGGCGACAAAGCUUGGCCGAAGUAAUAGAGAUUGACCUAGACGAUGAGGGAUUGCUAGAUGUGGACUUGCUGAAGCUUAAACUUGAAGCAUAUAAAAAUACCGGCCGGCCCAUAUUGGGAUCUUUCUCAGCCUGUAGCAAUGUCACUGGAAUCUGCUCAGACACGCGAGCAAUUGCCAGGCUUCUUCACCAAUACAAUGGCUUCGCAUGCUUCGAUUUCGCAGCAAGUGGUCCAUACGUGGAGAUUGACAUGAGAUCGGGACAGAGUGAUGGGUAUGAUGUUGUGUUCCUCAGUCCACAUAAGUUUCUGGGCGGUCCUGGUUCUCCCGGCGUGCUCUUGAUGAGCAAGGCCCUGUAUGGGCUGAGAUCUUCACCGCCAUCCACUUGUGGAGGUGGAACCGUGAGCUACGUCAACGGCUUCAAUGAAAAGGAUACAUUAUAUUUGGAGAGCGUAGAGGAAAGGGAAAAUGGAGGCACCCCUCAAAUAAUCCAGACGGUGAGGGCAUCAUUGGCGUUUUGGGUCAAAGAAUACAUUGGCUAUGAAGCAAUUGAAAAACGGGAACAAUCAUACAUAAACAGGGCACUUGAGAGGCUUCUCCCAAAUCCGAACAUUGAAGUUCUGGGAAACUUGAGCACCAAGAGGCAAGCCAUAUUGUCAUUUCUAAUCCAUACAACCAUCAAUUCUUCAUCGGAUGGUUGGAGAAAUGAAGGGGAAAAAAAUGAUAUCAAGAAGGAAAAAGAAGGGGAACUUAAUUUGUGGGCAGAGACUGGAAACAAGAGAGGUAAGCCUCUUAACGGUCCUUUUGUUGCAACUCUUCUGAAUGACUUGUUUGGCAUCCAAGCUCGAGGUGGGUGUGCUUGUGCUGGACCCUAUGGUCACCAAUUACUCAACAUCAACAAAUGUCACUCUCUUGCUAUUAGAUCAGCAGUUGAAGAGGGUUAUGUUGGCGUCAAACCUGGAUGGACCAGAGUCAGUUUUCCUUAUUACAUGAGCGAAGAGGAUUUUGAGUUCAUACUAAGAGCCAUGGAGUUUAUAGCAGACUAUGGCCAGCGAUUCCUUCCCUUGUACACCUUCAAUAUGAGAAAUGGAAGCUGGAGACCGAAAACAGAGGAACUUGGGAAGCUUGCUAAACAAGACGAGGGCAACUUUUGCAUUCAGUUUUUAGAAAAGGAAGGGACAACGAGAAGGAAUGAGUCAUACUUAGAAGCAGCAAUGUAUAUGGCUAAUCGGCUCCCAAAGUUCCCAGCUCAGAGUAUCGUACCGGGGAACAUGGACCCCAGUGUCCUUUAUUUCAGAGUUUAAUAUUCUUUUUGCCUAUAUUGCAUGCAUACUUUGUGAAUCUACAGAAAUUUGAUGACAUUCAAUAUUGUCUUUACUGGAUGAACGUUUUAUGCUCUCUCUUAUAACCGUCAUCCUCUGUUUCUCUAUUCUUGAUGACACGAUGAGACAAGGAAUUAAUGAAUGCUCUUUCAGCCUUCAUGCUGUCAUUAUGGUCUUA